AAGUCAUCCCCCCGACAUGAUUUCGUGGCACGGACACCAACAUCCUCUCAUAUCAUCUUUGGAUGUUUGUGCCCUUCUUAGACACACAAACCAAGAACUAAUCUCAUUCAACCUUCUCCACCUCUUCACUCUUCAUCGUCCUUGUUACAACACCAACAUAAUCCAAUCCAUCUAGUUUCAUCCUCCUUUCUCCUCUCGCAGUAAUAUGGCUGCUCUACCAACUGCAGAGAUUUGUGACACAAAUGCAACACAUAUAACGAGUGGUGAUUUGAGGGUACUGCAUCCGGUGAUGGAGAUUUAUGGUCAGUCCCGGGCAUUCUCGGGUCCCAUUGUUACUCUGAAGGUGUUUGAAGACAACGUGUUGGUUAGGGAGCUUCUUGAAACGAAAGGAGAAGGAAGGGUUUUGGUUAUUGAUGGAGGAGGAAGCAUGAGGUGUGCAUUGGUGGGAGGGAAUUUGGUGCAGUUGGCACAAAGCAUGGGGUGGGCUGGGAUUGUGGUGAAUGGUUGCAUUAGGGAUGUUGAUGAGAUCAAUGGAUGUGACAUUGGAGUCAGAGCCUUGGCAUCUCAUCCACUCAAAUCCAACAAGAAGGGUAACGGUGAAAAGCAUGUUCCUGUUUAUGUUGCUGGAACGUUUAUUCGUGAAGGUGAAUGGUUGUAUGCAGAUAACGAUGGUGUCCUUGUAUCCAAAUUUGAGUUGUCAAUUUGAAGUUGUAGUAAAAUAUUAUUGUCAUCAAUUGGAUGCUUUUUCUGCUUUGAUCCUUUGAAGUCCUGCUAUUCUGGUUUAAUUUAUGAACAAAAAAAAAAAAUUGCUGAGGGAACGAAUAUAUUACAGUAUUUCUAGUG
Molecule: messenger RNA, 843 nt
Organism: Gastrolobium bilobum
Lineage: Eukaryota; Viridiplantae; Streptophyta; Magnoliopsida; Fabales; Fabaceae
Product: putative 4-hydroxy-4-methyl-2-oxoglutarate aldolase 3
Exons: 2
Coding region: 206-706 (166 amino acids)
Biological process (GO): regulation of RNA metabolic process
Molecular function (GO): ribonuclease inhibitor activity
Source: RefSeq, a predicted model, not a curated record